This is a messenger RNA of Alternaria infectoria, 4641 nucleotides long. RefSeq names its product putative PKS/NRPS-like protein biosynthetic cluster. The record is from RefSeq and is a predicted model, not a curated record. The transcript has 2 exons. Gene Ontology annotation, biological process: secondary metabolite biosynthetic process; fatty acid biosynthetic process. The coding region runs from base 1 to 4641 and encodes 1546 amino acids. Gene Ontology annotation, molecular function: fatty acid synthase activity; phosphopantetheine binding. NCBI's taxonomy places the organism in Eukaryota, Fungi, Ascomycota, Dothideomycetes, Pleosporales, Pleosporaceae.
AUGGCUCUGUUGAAGCGCUUUCGGGAUGCGAUAAGAGAUGGAGAUAACGUCAUUGCUAUCCUCAAGGGUUCUGCAAUCGCUCAGGACGGCAAGACGAACGGUAUUAUGGCCCCGAACGCGAAAGCACAGGAACUUGUUGCCCGACAAGCCCUUAAACAAGCAAACGUCAACCCUGCGACUGUAGAGUACGUUGAGGCUCAUGCGACAUCGACGCCUUUGGGGGAUCCGACCGAGGUCAGCGCAAUAUCGGCGGUUUACGGUGUAUCCAGAUCGAAGCCGGUGAACGUAGGAUCAGUGAAGCCAAAUGUCGGCCACCUCGAAGCAGGUGCGGGAGCAAUAGGGUUUAUCAAGGCUGUUCUGGCCCUGAACAAGGCGCAAUUUCCGCCGCAGGCCAACCUCACCAAGCUCAACUCUAAGGUCGACUGGAAGAAUUCGGGUACAGAAGUAGUGCAAGAGGUUUCCGACUGGCUGGACGUGGAGGCGCAUCCACGUCGGGCGGCUAUAUGUUCAUAUGGAUAUGGGGGCACCGUUGCUCACGCUAUCAUCGAGCAGUCUUCGUUUCGCCUUGCUACGAUGAACCAACAGAACAGCGGAUGCGCUCACGCCCCAGUCACGCUUGCGAUCUCGGCCCCACAACGAAAACGACUUGCUGGACAGGCGGACUCGCUGGCGAGGUGGUUGAUGGGUCCAGGGAAGAGAGAAGAUUUGAGGUCAAUUGCAAACACCCUUGCUCUCCGCCGCGCUCAUCAUGAGUACCGAGCAGCAUUUGCUGUUACCAGUGUAGAGCAGGCAGCGGAAAUGCUCAAAGUAUUUGCCGAAGGUGGUAACAACGGCGAGUGGAGUUCUCAGGGCAACGCGCUCGCGACGAACACAAAGAAAGAUGUUGUUUGGGUUUUCUCAGGUCAUGGCGCACAGUGGAACGAAAUGGCGAGGCAGCUGGUUGCCAAUCCCGUCUUCCACGGCGCUGUUGAGCCCUUAGACCGCAUCGUGCAAGCAGAGGCUGGGUUCUCCCCUAUCGAGGCGUUCGGGAAGAGUGGCAGCGACUACGACGAGUCCGAUCGGGUGCAAAUCUUGACAUAUGUCUUCCAAAUUGGACUUGUUGCUUUGCUUAGAUCUGAAGGAGUCAGUCCUGGUGCCAUCAUUGGACAUUCAGUGGGGGAGAUUGCCGCCUCGGUGACAGCAGGCUGCCUUACUCCAGAAGAAGGUACCUUGGUUGUCACUAGACGAGCUGGGCAGUACGCCAAAGUCAAGGGUCUUGGAGCUAUGUUCCUUGUGCAUCUGCCCUUUGACCAAGUCAAGGGGGAGCUAUACAAUGAGCAAGAUGUUAUUGCAGCAAUCCAUUCGUCGCCCUCAGCUUGCGUCAUCAGCGGAAGGGUCAAAGCCGUCGAGAUGUAUGUUGAGAAACUCCAAAAACGAGGCAUCGAGGCGAUUAGGGUGGCAACCGAUAUUGCAUUCCAUUCUGCAGGAGUGCUGAGUCCGCUGGCGCAACCAGUGAGGGAGAUGUUAGCGACGGAUAUUCAGCCUCGGCCAGCAACGGUUCCUCUCUACUCGACAUCCGACCCUGACCCACGCUCAAACAGCCUAAGAGACGCCGAAUAUUGGGUCCACAACAUGAUCAGCCCUGUUUUACUCACAUCCGCCGUGAAGGCAUCUAUUUCAGACGGAUUCCGACUGUUCCUCGAGGUGUCCAGUCAUCCAAUCGUAUCCCAUUCAAUCAACGAAACCAUCCUAGAUGAUGGCUUUGAAGACGAAGAGUUCGCAGUUAUUCCAACCGUUCGCCGCCGCAAGUCUCCGGAGAUGUGUGUGGCGCAAGCUAUCGGCACGUUGUACACCAAGGACGCAAGCAUCGACUUCAACAGGUCUCUUGGCCGUCGAUGGGCACCGGGAGUGCCUGGUACGCAGUGGGUGCACAAGCCAAUCUGGAGAAAGGUGCAUAGUGACAGCUCGCUAGGUGUUGACAGCCCCACGCAUGAUGUUGACAAGCACACUCUGCUAGGCCAGCUGAUCCCCGUUUCCGGGACUGCAACCAAGACGACCUUGUACACCACCAGAUUGGAUAAUGACACCAAGCCAUUCCCAGGCAAUCACCCACUCCAUGGGACUGAGAUUAUGCCCGCUGCCGUGCUUAUCAACACUUUCUAUCACGCGACAGGGGCUUCCACUUUGUCCAACAUUGAUCUGCGCGUCCCAAUAGUCAUUAGCGAUGUAAGAGACGUCCAGGUAGUAUUGGUGGAUGACAGCAUCAAGAUAACCUCACGGCUGCGCCAAAGCAGUGCCUCUAAUGACCAAUCUUGGGUUACCCAUACUGUCGGUCGUUGGGGCGCAUCUCAAUUGGAUACCAGCGUGAUGCCUUACAUCGAUGUUGAAGCUAUCAAGCGGCGAAUUGGUACUGUCCUGCCCUCCAACUUCUCCAUCGACUACUUGGACAAGGUCGGCGUUUCAGCCAUGGGAUUCCCUUGGGCUGUCACAGAGCACUUUGGCGACCUCAAGGAAAUGCUUGCUCGCGUCGAUGUUGCGCCAGAUGUCGCGGACGGCGCCAAGCUGCCCUGGCAUGGCUCUUCAUGGGCCCCUCUUCUCGACGCUGCAACAUCUGUGGGGUCUACCAUCUUCUUUGAUAAGCCAAAAUUGCGGAUGCCAGCACAGAUUGAGACGGUCCAGUUCUUCACACAGUACGGAGUGUCGCCGCCCAAGACAUGCUAUCUCUACGUAGAGGAAGCCGGCGAACGUGGAGCGCCUGCAGUUCAUGUCAACGUGUGCAACGAAGAGGGAAGAGUGUUGGCCAAAUUUGGAUCGAUGCGCUUCUCCGAGAUUGAGGGCACCCCAGGCGUCAGCGGUGGUGUCGAGAGCCUCGUCCACACCAUCGCCUGGGUGCCUGCACCAUUCUCGCGCGAGGCAGCUUCAUGGGAAAGCUUCAUCCUCACAUCAGAAGACCCGGCUACACUUGACUGGCGCUUGGAACAGCUGCAAAAAGAGCGUAAAGCCAGAAACGUGACUGCCACCCGCGUGCAGUCGGCAGCAGAAGUGGUCGCUAAAGCACUGGUCCCCAAUACGGCCAUCAUUUACUGUCCGGGCCCCGUAUUUGUUCUCGCUGACGUACCAUCCAAAGCCGAGACGUUUCUCUCGGAACUGCUGCUCUUGACCAAGCAUGCCGUCUGCUGCACGUCCACAUCCGGAAGCGGAAGCGAGAGCGGAAGCAAAGUCUUCGCCAUUACCACAGGAGUGUCAACUGCCGAAACACCCACGGCGUUGUCUCAUGCUCCGCUCCAUGGGCUCGCCCGUAUCAUUGCAUCUGAGCACCCUGACCAAUGGGGAGCAUUAAUAGAUGUCGAGGAUCUUAGCGACGAUGAGACCUUUCCUAUGCUCGCAAUGACGUACGUCCAUAAUCAAGACGUUGUUUGUAUGGAAGACGGUCUCCCCCGAGUUGCUCGUCUGCAACCGCUGUCACGUGAGAGAUUGUAUGAUACCUCCGCCUCUCGGUCUUCUUCUUCCUCUCCACCUCCCUCUUUGAUGCCUAAGCCAGCAGGAACAUAUCUAGUGACGGGCGGACUGGGUUCGCUCGGGCUCGAGGUAGCGGGCUGGCUCGUGGAGAAGGGGGCGCGGCGAUUGGUGCUGGUAUCUCGACGAAAACUGCCUGCGAGGUGUGAUUGGGACAAGCUUGAGACAUCCUCAUCCAGCAGCCUCAAGCCUGCUGUCGACAAGAUUCUGGAACUCGAGGCUUGCGGAGCAACGGUAUACACACUCGCGGUCGACAUUGGUUCAGCAGACGCAGCGGCAGUGCUGCGGACCAAAUUAGACAGGCUACAACUACCAUCGGUGCUGGGUGUAGUCCACGCGGCGGGCACGCUCGAAGACCAGCUCAUUCAGAAUGCCUCACCCGAGGCCUUCUCGCGCGUGCUACAGCCCAAGGUUGCUGGGGCGCUGGCAUUGCACACCACCUUUCCACCGCGAACGCUCGACUGGCUUGUCCUCUUUAGUUCGUGCGGCCAGCUCUUCGGCUUCCCAGGCCAAGGCAGUUAUGCCAGCGGGAAUGCCUUCCUUGACUCCUUGGCCACGUAUAGGCGCGCGCUUGGAGACGAUACCGUAGCCUUCCAGUGGACUAGUUGGCGUGGCCUGGGCAUGGCAGCGAGUGCCGAGUCUAUUAACGCUGAGUUGCAAAGCAAGGGCAUUACCGACAUCACGCCCGAGGAGGCAUUCCGCGCUUGGGAGCAUCUUGGUAAGUACGACCUAGCUCAUGGUGCUGUGCUGCGGAUUCUACCCUUUCCUGAAGGUGAGCCACUGCCCGCGGACAUUUUGGACGACAUCGCAAUAAGAACAAAAACGCGUUCACUAGGUGCUGCAGGCGGAGACAUCGAUAACGACACCGCAGCUGGAGAUGAGAUGCCUACGAACGGCGUUGACCUGAGGACAUGGUUAGAACGGAGGAUUAGAGAUAUCGUCGCUGGGGUACUAAUGUUGGAAAGUGCUGACGAGGUGGACCCGCGCGCUGCCAUGGCGGACUUGGGCGUCGAUAGCGUCAUAACAGCGACGCUGCGUCAUCGAUUACAGAGUGCCUUGAAAGUCAAGGUGCCGCCCACGCUGUUGUGGAGUCAUCCAACUGUUUGCCAUCUUGUUAAUUGGUUCGCGGAGAAGAUGAAAACUUAA